Molecule: messenger RNA, 2472 nt
Organism: Triplophysa rosa
Lineage: Eukaryota; Metazoa; Chordata; Actinopteri; Cypriniformes; Nemacheilidae
Gene: kifap3b
Product: kinesin-associated protein 3b
Exons: 20
Coding region: 127-2430 (767 amino acids)
Biological process (GO): cilium organization; microtubule-based movement
Cellular component (GO): kinesin II complex; axoneme; ciliary transition zone
Molecular function (GO): kinesin binding
Source: RefSeq, a predicted model, not a curated record
GCUUUCCCUGGAGCACAUCAGAUGAGCAGAAGCAGAUCAGUGGACUGCAGAUGAAUAUCCUUUAAUUUCACCUGUCAGCAGUUUAAAAACAACAGACUACGUGUGCUUUCACAUGAACGGGAUAAAAUGCAGUCGGACGAUCCUCAGUCUUUGAAACGAGUAAAGAAAUGUGAUAUAGAUGUGCAUCCUACAGAGAAAGCACUGGUGCUACACUAUGAACUGGAAGCGUCUAUUUUAGGAGAGACAGGUGAUCCCAUGCACAAGGGCAGAAAAGAAUGUCAGAAAAUUAUCCGGCUGAGGAGUUUAAAUGCAGGCACUGAUAUUCCUUCACUGGCCAGGAAGGUGGUGGAAGAGUGCAAGCUCAUUCAUGCAUCAAAGUUGGCAGAGGUGGAACAUCUGCUGCUGUAUUUACAGGGCCGAAAGAAACCGAGUAGCAAAUUGGAGAAGAAAGAAAAGAAGCCAGUUCAACCCAAAGAACUGAUGCCAUUUGAAGGAAUGGAAAUUGAUGAAGAGGCUAACAUUAAUAAAAUAGAUGCAUACAUGGAGCUUUUGUAUGAAGGCUUCCCAGAGAAGAUUAGAGGAUCCACUCUGAUUCUCCAGCUGGCCCGUAACCCUGACAACCUGGAAGAGCUUCUUCAUAAUGAGACUGCGUUUGGAGCUUUGGCCCGAGUGUUGAGAGAAGACUGGAAACAGAGUGUGGAAUUAGCUUCUACUAUUGUCUACAUCUUCUUCUGCUUCUCAAGUUUCUCUCAGUUCCACACGCUGAUUACUCACUAUAAGAUCGGCGCUCUCUGUAUGACCAUCAUCGAGCAUGAACUGAGGAAAUAUGACCUGUGGCAGGAUGAGUUUGAGAAGAAGGACAAAGCUUGUGAUGAGGACCCCGACAACCAGACCUUAAGAAAGGAGCACGAGAAAACCCUCAAGAAAUACCAAGGUCUGUUGCUCAAACAGGAGCAGCUGCUACAAGUUGCUUUCUAUCUGCUGUUAAACCUGUCUGAAGACACUCGCACAGAGCUCAAGAUGAGGAACAAGAACAUUGUGCACCUGUUGGUAAAGACUCUGGACAGAGAGAACGAUGAACUGCUGGUGCUGGUGGUCUCCUUCCUCAAAAAGCUCAGCAUCUUCUUGGAAAACAAAAAUGACAUGGCCGAGAUGGAUACCGUGGAGAAGCUUGCUCUUCUGGUACCAUGUGAACAUGAAGAUCUGCUGAACGUCACUCUGCGACUCCUUCAUAAUUUGUCCUUCGACACAGGCCUGCGUACCAAAAUGGUGCAAGUGGGUUUGCUUCCCAAACUCACCGCUCUGCUGGGUAAUGACUCACACAAGCAUGUGGCGAUGUGCAUUCUCUACCACAUCAGUGUUGACGACAAAUCCAAAUCCAUGUUUGCUUAUACUGACUGCAUCCCACAGCUGAUGCAGAUGCUGUUUGAACACGGUGAGGAGAGAAUCGACACCGAGCUCAUCUCCUUCUGCAUCAACCUGGCCGCCAACAAGAGGAAUGCUCAGAUCAUCUGCGAGGGAAACGGUUUGAAGAUGCUGAUGAAGAGAGCGCUCAGACUGAAGGACCCGUUGCUGAUGAAGAUGAUAAGGAACAUCUCGCAGCACGACGGCCACUUAAAACAGCUGUUCAUUGAUUUUGUGGGUGACCUGGCAGCUCAGAUCAAGCAGGAGGGUGAUGAGGAGUUUGUUAUUGAGUGUUUGGGUACAAUGGCAAAUCUUACCAUCGCUGACCUGGACUGGGAACUCCUGUUGAAAGAGUACAACCUGGUGCCCUACCUCAAAGAUCACCUCAAACCCGGCUCAGCAGAGGAUGAUCUGAUUCUGGAGGUGGUGAUCAUGAUUGGUACGGUGUCCAUGGAUGACUCGUGUGCCGUCAUGCUCGCUAAGUCCGGCAUCAUUCCUGCUCUCAUUGAGCUGCUCAAUGCCCAGCAGGAAGACGAUGAAUUUGUGUGUCAGAUCAUCUACGUCUUCUACCAGAUGGUCUUCCACCAGGCCACCAGAGAUGUCAUCAUUAAAGACACACAGGCCCCUGCUUACCUCAUCGACCUCAUGCACGACAAAAACACGGAAAUCCGGAAGGUUUGUGACAACACUCUGGACAUUAUCGCCGAGUAUGAUGAAGAGUGGGGCAAGAAGAUCCAGAACGAAAAGUUUCGCUGGCACAACUCUCAGUGGCUGGAGAUGGUUGAGAGCCGACAGAUGGAGGACACGGAGCCCUACCUGUACGGCGACGACCCUGACGACCUGGAUCAGCCCGAUCUUUUCUACAGCACGGACGGUAUGAUGCCCCCUGAGCCAGGCCUCAGUCCAGACUUCUACAACCAGUUUCACGCUCAGAACGGAGACUUCAACAGCUGCAAUGGAGCCGAUGGACGUCCUGCCACUGCCUACGGCUUUCGUCCGGACGAGCCGUUCUUCCAGGGGUACUGAUCCACCAGACAAAGCUGCUGUGUUAACUCUGUCUCCUUGUUU